GGGGGGUUGGGGGGCGAAUGGAUGAGGUCGGUUGUCGAGCUGGCGUCACAUAUUACGUCUGUGUGUUUUCCUGGUGGGCUGAGAGCUGGAUGAUGAUAAUGGGUUCAGCACCACGGGCAGCGUCAGGUUUAGCUCUUUGAUCAUCAUAUUUGUACAGUCUGAUUGUUUUUAACCACUUGUUCGGUUAUCGACCAACAUAGGCUGAAUUUUAUUAAUCCUCUUUCUAAAUCUGAAGGUUUAAUGUGUUACCAAGAGGACCUCAACCUGAAGAUAAGGAGACGUGUCAAAACGACAGGUGUGAAGGAUGACUUCAUGUUCAGAGAUCUGUGGGUCAGAAUAUGGUGAGCAAGCUCAAGCCCGUGGAAAAUGCCAGCAAUAUGGAGUCCGCUCCUACUUACACCAGUUUUAUGAGGAGUGCACAGGUUCUAUCUGGGAGCGUGAUGAAGAUUUUCAGAUUCAGAGAUCACCUAGCAGGUGGAGCUCUUUACUCUGGAAGGUCUGUCUCGCGUUUGGUACCCUGAUCUUAUUCACUGGCUUUGUUGUUGUUUUGGUGGGUUAUGCAACUCCAGCUAAGAUUGAGGCAUUUGGAGAAGAUGAUCUCCUCUUUGUUGACAGCCAUGCAGUCAGCUUCAACCGUGCGCUGGACGUUUGUAAACUGACCGGUGCUGUGCUGUUCUGUGUGGGCGGCACCUCCAUGGCUGUUGGUCUUCUGCUGUCUGCCUUUGCCAAAAGCUACUCCAAAGAGGAAUUGUAUCUACAGCAGAAAUUCAAGGAACGGUUGGCAGAUCUGCAUGCAACUGUUGGUACCCCAAUAAUGAGAGCACCAACCCCCGGAGAGGGAAAGGUGCCUGUCACUCUUUCCAAAGUGCAGAACAUUCAGCCAGUGACCACAAAGUCAGAGCCCUGAUCGAUGCCCAAAUGAAGGCAUAAAGAGAAGUUUGAAUGAAGAUUGAUCAGUGUGCAGACUGUGUGUGUGUGUGUGUGUGUCAAUCUACCUGAACAGUUUCUCUUUUUGAAAGGUCAAUGACUGAAAGUAUUGAUUCCUCAUCUUUAUUUUUUAUCUGACAUUUUAACUUGAGUUAGUGUAGCAGAACAAAGUUUUGUAGUCAUCAUUUGAAUGAAACUCAGUUCUCUUGCAGAGCAGGUGUAGCCUUACAAAGAAAACCAGAAAACAAAGCACAGAAGUAAAUUAGAAGGCAGCAUCCAUUUACAGCAUUGUGGUCAUUUCCAUUAGGCUUUUGUCUGUUUGGAAGAUUCACGUUUUUUUUGAAGCAGGAAGGUGUUGCUGGAGGUGAAGCGCACCAGACAAAUAGUUGUUUGAAGUCAAUGGUGAUGAUCAAAAUGAGCACUGACUACAUUUUCUCUGCCUCAAGUAAAAAUCAGAGGAUGAAUGUUUGGAUGUUUGACAAUCCUCAUUUGUGAGUUGUGCAUGCACUGUUCAGCUAAACUGUUCAUCCAAAGACUGACAAUGACAGCUGUGAAUUUCAAUGUGUUUAAAACUUGUAGAGUAGCCCUUUAUUGUUCGACUCUUUCUUUUUAGUGCAGUUUACAUGUGACAACAGGCUAGGAGUUCACAGUGUUCACAGUGUCAGAUCAGAUUAGACAUGAAAACAGAUUGGAGGAGAACCUAAUGGCAGAUUUCACACUGACAUUUUCUUCUGUCUUAUUAAGCCUCUGACCUUGUUUCCUUUAGUAAACAUUUAGUUGGAAUCAAUAGAUGAGACCAGACACAGAGAGGGAAUAAGCAGACAGGACAUGCAGAAAAGGAUAGUGUGGGAGAUUAUUUUCUAGACAUGACGAGCCAAUUAUCAUGCAAUCUGCUGUAUCCAUGACUAUUACCAGCUAUAGACACAUUCAGUUAGACACAUUCUCCUGCAUUUUAUUUUAUCUUUGAGACAAGAAUCCAUAUAUAUUCAUGCACAUUGUGUACCAUUGUGAAUUCAAAUGAGGUCACGAUUUAGUGCUACUUGUGAAAACCACAACAAAACAAGGGUGCAUCAAGAGAGACAAACACCCAACAACGUAACAGGUUGCAUAACAGGUGGAUGAUGAGAAAACUUACACCUGCUCUCUGAGAAGCAGUCUCACAAUAACCAGGCUGUCAGGAUCCAGAGAUGCUUAAUGACAUCCUUCCUGCUCUCACGGAGAAAACUUGGAGUUACAGAGGUGCACUCAGCUCAAUAUAACAAUGCAUAAUGCAUCUUAAUAGAUGAAAUAUGUCAUCAUUGGAGCAUUUAAGUCAGUAUUUGCUUUUGUGCUGUUUCUGAGGCAGUUUUUAUUUCAUCAAUCACAACAAAAAAUUGAUGUUCAUAUUUUGCUGCUUUUAUUAAAUGCAAUGUCUCCAUGUGUUAUGAAACUAUUUCUAGAUAAUCCUAACAUGUUUACUUGUGUUUCAUAUAGUUUUCUCUUUGUUUUAUCCAUUGCAUUAAUUAGAACAAUGUUACCAUAGAAGACGCUAUGUGCAAUAGAACCACAAGUCCUUCUUUCCCAUUAAUGCUGCAAACUAAGCCUCAUCAUCAGAUUAGAGCAGAGUCUGCAGGAUAUUUACUGUUGUAAAUGUUGCAUUGCUAUGCUGGCCACAUAUGUUUAUGUAAGAUGAUAUUUUAAUAUUUUUCUCAGAAACUCCAUCUUCCUGUCUUUUUCAUUUCAAUGAAAAAUAUUGUUGCUGUCAUUUUUUAAACCAUUUUA
Molecule: messenger RNA, 2688 nt
Organism: Melanotaenia boesemani (Boeseman's rainbowfish)
Lineage: Eukaryota; Metazoa; Chordata; Actinopteri; Atheriniformes; Melanotaeniidae
Gene: nrsn1
Product: neurensin 1
Exons: 6
Coding region: 305-907 (200 amino acids)
Biological process (GO): nervous system development
Cellular component (GO): neuronal cell body; transport vesicle; neuron projection
Source: RefSeq, a predicted model, not a curated record